Molecule: messenger RNA, 9633 nt
Organism: Caenorhabditis angaria
Lineage: Eukaryota; Metazoa; Nematoda; Chromadorea; Rhabditida; Rhabditidae
Source: the annotation of a GenBank genome assembly
AUGUUUCGAUAUGGCGAUCAUUUUGGCACAACCCUUACUUCAUACGAAUGGUUGAGAUUCUGUGAUGUUGAGAUUGAUCUCUUCCUCAAUCAACUUCUUAUUCAAUGCCAGGCGAAUCCGUUUACUCCACGUAAGUUUUAUUCAAAUCCUGCUUACAAUCUACUCACAUUCGCUUUUUUUCAGUUCACAACACACGAAUUAAGGCGCCUUAUUCAAUUGGAUCGAACACAUUUCAUGGGAUAAAACAAAUGUCGACCACUAUUGCCUGGGAUAAAAUCGAAACGGCAACAGAAGGAACGUUGAGAGGUAAAUAAAUUUUAUUUAAAUGUAUUAUUUAACAAUUUUUCAACUUUUAGGUCAAGGUGAGCAUCUUUUUGAUGCACUCAAAACGGAAGAAAAACCCUCAAUACCAAUAUUUUUUUAUUUAUUUCAAAGAUUUAUUAUUUUUGGAAAAAUUGAUAACCAUUUAAUUUUUGAAUAAAGAUAUAAAAAAAAAUGCUUCAAUAGUUGGUCUCUCAAAUGAGGGAUUUGAUGUCGGUGGUGGAAGUGUUAUUGGUGUCAAGGGCAAGGAGUUCGCAGGUCCCAAGAUCAUGUGGAUCAGCCAAAAAAUUUGGGCCAAAUAUAUUUCAAAACAAAAAUAAAAAGUCAAGGCGCAGGAUUCUCUGUUUGGGUCUCGCAACGCUUUCAAGAAAUACGGUGAAAAAAGGAGAAUGUGCGUAUUUCUACACAUAGGUCUCGUCACGUUUUCUGGAUUACUGUAUGAGGAGAAAAGGAAGAAACUCCUUCUCUUUUCCGUGUUUCUGCCCCACUUUUCUCCUCUUUCUCCUCAUUUCUCGAAAAAUUUUGGCAGAAAAAAUAUUAUAUUUUAUCAACUCAUUACUUUCCGUUUCUCUUAACUUCACUUCAUUCAUUUUUGCUCACAAAAGUUUAAUUUCAUUCAUUUUCAUAGUUGAUAUUCACUUUUUCCUUGUUAAUUUUUGUUUUUUCCUCUUUUCCUCGUGUGCACACCAAAUGCGCCAACUGCGCUUGGCUGACGCUUUCUGUGUGUCCUCCUUCCUCCUUCCUCCUUCUCGCAUAUUUGAAUAUAGUUUUCUGUUUGCUGUGUUUUUCUUAUAUUUGAAGGUGUUUUUUGUCAUUUUCACUAGAAAUUUCGAGAUUUUUCAUUUUUUUUCUAGUUAGUUCUGUCAGAAUUUUCCAGAUUGUUCUAGAAUACAUUCUGCCUGUGAAAUCUUCUCAUUCUUCUUCUUUCUAUAGGUUAUUUCUCGGUUUCUGUGGAUUUUUUCACUUGUUUUUGGUUUUUUCUCUAUUUCCUCGUGUUCUUAUAAAAUUUGCCAACUGGCACUGUUUUUUACUCUUUCAACGUUCAUUCUCCACAAUUUCUGUAUAUUUUUGCUCACAAAAGUAUAAAUUCUUUCAUUUUCAUAGUUGAUAUUCACUUUUUUCUUCUUCUUUUUUGUUUUUUCCUCUUUUCCUCGUGUCAACAUCAAAUGCGCCAACUGCGCUUGGCUGACGCUUUCUGUGUGUCCUCCUUCCUCCUUUUCUUCCCUCUCGCAUUAUUUGAAUAUAGUUUUCUGUUUGCUGUGUUUUUUGUCUUUUUUCCAAGAAAUUUCGAGAUUUUUUCUCCAUUUUUUUAGUAAAUUCUGUCAGAAUUUUCUAGACUGUUCUAGAAUACAUUCUGCCUGUGAAAUCUUCUUAUUUUUCUUGUUUCUAUGAGUUAUUUUUCAAUUUUCGUUGAUUUUUUCACCUGUUUUUGAUUAGGUUUUGUCGGAUUUUGAACCAUGAAGGAUUCAGAAGGCCUGUCGAGGAUUCAGAAGGCACAUGAAGGAUUCAGAAGACACCUGGAGGAUUCAGAAGACACCUGGAGGAUUCAGAAGGCUCGGGUGUCUUCUGAAUCCCCCAUAGGCCUUCUGAACCCCCACAGGCCUUUGGAAUCCCCCAUAGGCCUUCUGAAUCCCCCAUAGGCCUUCUGAAUCCUCCAGGUGCCUUCUGAAUCCUCCAUAGGCCUUCUGAAUCCUCCAUAGGCCUUCUGAAUCCUCCAGGUGUCUUCUGAAUCCCCCAUAGGCCUUAUGAAUCCCCAUAGGCUUUCUGAAACCCCCCCCCCCCAUAGGCCUUCUGAAUCCUCCAGGUGCCUUCUGAAUCCCCACAUAGGCCUUCUGAAUCCCCACAUAGGCCUUCUGAAUCCCCACAUAGGCCUUCUGAAGCCCCAUAGGCCUUCUGAAUCCCCACAUAGGCCUUCUGAAUCCUCCUCAUUUAUUCCAUCUCUUCAUAAAAUAUUCAAAUUCAAAUUGCCGCCCAAAUAAUUCGAUUUGAAUUUCCGCCACUGCGGUCUUCCACUCGAGACCCAAACCACGCCGCCUAUCCUACAAAUUAUUUUUCACUCUCCUAAAAUCACUUCACUUUUUCAUUUUCUCUCAUUUUCGCUCAUUUUUGUUGGUUUUUUUUGCUUCUUUUUUUUCUUUUCGUUGUUUCUUUUAUGAAUUUGUAAUUUAAGAAUUGUUUUUCAGCACAGCACGUCUUGCGUGUUCAACUUCCUCGCCCGAUUUUUGUCAAUCUUCGCCUUAUUUUUGGAUUUGUCGAGCCAUGGCCCCCAAGAAAGCCGCCUCGUCCGCCGCGCCACCAAAGGAUUCGAAGGUUAGUUUAGUUUAUUUGGGGGUUAGGGAAAACAUAAACAUGUCAGUGAAAUUUUGUUAAUCAACUUUGAUAUCGAAAUUUCUGUUUGAAAACCCUUUUUGAAACCAAAAAUGAAAGUUUUUCGUGAGAAACUCAGUUUUAGAUCCAUUUUUUGAUAAAAGUCAUGAAUUUUCUCUCUAGUUUUGAACUUUAGUGUUUAGAAAUGAGAUCCCAAGCUCUUUUAAUGACUCUAAAAUACAAAUCAAGCCUUCAAAAUCACAUUGUUGAUUUUCGAAAUGUUUCGAAACAUUUCGAAAUGUUUCGAAAAUAUUCGAAAUGUUUCGAAAUGUUUCGAAAUGUUUCGAAAGUCACCAAUUUCAUUUUUUUGGGAGAUGUGAGGCUUGAUUUGUAUUUCAGACUCAUUGAAAGAGUUUGGGAUGACAUUUCUGAACACUAAAAUGCGUUUCAGUGUCCAGAAAUGCUAAUUCAGGACCUUCUAAUCAGCCUAAAAACAAAUCAAGCCUCACAGGCUGAUUAGAAAGUCUUGAAAUAGUAUUUCUGGACUCAAAAACGCAUUCUAGUGUUCAGAAAUGAGAUCCCAAGCUCUUUCAAUGAGUCUAAAAUACAAAUCAAGACUUCCAAAUCAAUAUGUUGUUUUUCGAAAUGUUUCGAAAAUCUUCGAAAUGUUUCGAAAAUCACCAAUUUCAUUAUUUGGAAAGAUGUGAGGCUUGAUUUGUCUUUUAGGCUGAUUAGACGGUCUUGAAAUAGCAUUUCUAGACACUAAAAUGAGUUUUUGCUUCACGUUUUUCAUUUUGUGAAUCACUGAAUUGACAACAUUUCAUUGACAUGCUUAAAAAAUUGGCGGGAAAUUUAGAAUUUUGAAAACAGUAUUGCAAUAGAAAGUGUGCGCGAUUAAUGAAUGCAUAAACUUUUGCCUGUAGUGAAACCUGAACGUGUUUUGACACGCUGAGAUUUGAUAUCAGAUUAGCUAAUUUAAUCACAAUACAAGUCACAUAAUUCUCUUUUGGUAUAGUUUCAGAAUGAGUAUAGGUUGUACGCGGCUCUUUUCAAAAUCACAGAACUGUUUCAAAGUCUAAUUUUUGACUACUUAUUGAAGUAAUGAAAUAUGAACAUAUUAUCAUAAUUCAGCUAUAAUCAAAAUAAAUUAUUGACUUUUAAGUGCUCUAGAGCCACUUUAUCAGGUCAAGAUCAGAUUUAACAAAUUUCUUGAGAGGUUUUUUGUUGUAAACCUGCUUGUUCUUAAAAGUGUGAAUCAAACUCUAUGAAUGAACUUGAACAAAGUAAGGAAAGGAUGUCUGACACUUUUAGUGGAAUUAUCGCAUGCAUUUUUUUCUGGUGGUAUUUCAUGCCCGCAAAAUUGUUAGCAUUAGAAGCUGUGUUGUAAAUUUGAAAAAUCUAAAUUUUCCGCCAAUUUUCAACACGUCAGCAAAUAAUUUCAUCUUCAAAUUCUUGGCGCCAAAAGCUCCUUUUUAGAAACUGAAUUUUAUGAUAUAAUUUUGACGCUGAAAAUGUGAAUGUGAAAUUUUUGAUGACGGGUCAAAAAAAAAUUUGAUUGAUUAUUGUUGUCUGAUUUUUUCUGCUGAUUUUUUGUCUGAUUUUUUAUUCUAUUUUUCGUCUGAAUUUUUAUCAUCUAUUCUGUUAUUUUCUGAAAAUUUGAUCUUAAAAUUUUUAUUUGAAACAUUUCAAAUUUCAAACAUUUUUUGGCUUUCAAGAAAAAAAACUUCUAACCAUAAUUUUUAUAAAUUUUCAUUUCAUUUAUAAUUUUUAGAAAACUUUUCGAAAAGAAACCUUCUAAAACCUAUUUGAAUUCCUUUUUUAAAAAAAAACUUCGAAAAAUUUCUGGUUUAUUAUUUUCGUAUGAUUUUUUCUGCUUUUUUGUCUGAAUUUUCAUUUUAUUUUUCGGCUGAAUUUUAAUCAUCUAUUCUGUUAUUUUCUGAAAAUUUGAUCUUUAAAGUUUUAUUUGAAAAAUUUCAAAUUUCCAACAUUUUUGGCUCCCAAGAACAAAAAUUUUGAAAAAAAUCUAACCAUCUUUUGAAUUUUGAUUUGAAUUGAAAUCUUUAGAAAACUUUUCAAAAAAAAAACCUUCUAAAACCUAUUUGAAUUCCUUUGAAAAAAACUUCGAAAAAUUUCUGGUUGAUUAUUUUUUUCUGAUUUUUUGUCUGAUUUUUCAUUUUUUUUUCCGUCUGAAUUUUUAUCAUCUCUUUUGUUAUAUUCUGAAAAUUUGAUCUUAAAUUUUUUAUUUGAAACAUUUCAAAUUUCGAACAUUUUUUGGCUUUCAAGAAAAAAACUUUUCAAAAAAAUCUAACUAUAAUUUUGAUGAAUUCCAAUUUCUCUUUACAAACUGAAUUUUAUGAUGCAUGUUUGACAUUAAAAAUGUGAAUUUGAAAUUUUUGAUGACGUGCCAAAAAAAAUUUCUGAUUGAUUAUUGUUGUCUGAUUUUUUCUGCUGAUUUUUUGUCUGAAUUUUCAUUUUAUUUUUCGGCUGAAUUUUUCUUUCUGAUUUUUUUCUGCUGAUUUUUUGUCUGAAUUUUUUUAUUGAUUUUUUUUCUUUUUUUUUUGGAAUUACAGUUUGUAUUGAUUCUUUAAGUUCAGUUUUACUAGUAGAGCCUAUAGAAUUUUUUUCCCGGGUUUGAGAGAAUACUCUAGAUUUUCUUCAUGUUUCCUCUUGGCUUCAACAUUUGCCCAAGCUUCUAGAAAAACAUCAGUUCUUGUAGAUUUAUUUUCUGAUUUAUAUGAAUUUUUUUCGAGCUACUAAGAAUCUCCCUGACCCUUCAGAAUUAACACGAGCUUCUAGAAAAAGCCGAAACCUAGUAAAUUUCUUCUCUAAUUUAUAGGUAAUUUUUAAGCUGCUAGGAAUAUCUCAAAGCUUUCAGAAUCAUGAAAACACUCUAGAUCUUGUAGAUUUUUUCAUUGGUUUAUAGACGCUUUCAUAAGCGUUUAGAAAUAUCCAAGUGUUUUUAGAAUAAGGCUGAGCUUUUUAUAGAAACUUUUUUGGGCUUUCCGAAUUUGUCUGAGCUUUCAUAAAAACUCCAGAUUGUGUUCAUUUUUUCACUGAACUUUUAGAUGUCUUUUUGAGCCUUCAGAAUCUGACCAAGCUACUAGAAAACCUUCAAACUCUGUAGAUUGCUCCUCUGUUUUUAAGUUCUUUUAUGAGAUCUCCCAUAGCCUUCAGAAUUGGCAGGAGCUUUAAGAAGUUCCCCGGACUUUGUUGGAUUUUUCUGUGGCUUUUAGACGCCUUUUUGAACUUUUUGGAAUCUCCCUGACCCUUCAGGAUUUGCACGAUCUUUUAGAAAAACCCUAAAAUCUAUUAGAUUCAUUCUUUCUCUGUCUCAUAUAAAUUUUUUUGAGUUUCUGGGAAUAAUCCAAAACCUUUCACGAGCUUCUAGAAGAAGCCUAACCCUUGUAGAAAUUCUUAAACUGUUAUUAAAAUUUGGAGGACCAUAAAAACUGUAAUUCCAGAUCUGCUGUUAAAAUUAUAUUGAUUUUUCUUGAUUUUUCUUCUGAUAUUUGGUUCAUUUUUGUUUUCUGAUAAUUUAAUUUCAAAAUUUUUUUAAUUUAUUUUUUUUUUGGAAUUACAGUUUUUAAUAAUUCUUUAAGUUUCAUUUUACUAGGACCCAUAGAAUUUUUUCCCGGGCUUCUAGGUAUCUGCUAGGUUUUUCAGAUAUUUUCCGGUUUGAGAGAAUACUCUAUAUUUUCUUCAUGUUUCCUUUUGUGUUCAGAAUCCUUAGUUCUUGUAGAUUUGUUUCUGACUGAUAGAAACUUGUUUUGAGCUUCUAGGAAUCUUCCUAAGCCUUCAGAAUUUAUACGAGCUUCUAGAACAAGCCUGAACCUUUUUAAGACUUUUUGAAACUUGCCUUAGACUUUAGAAAUCACCCAGAGCCUUCAGAAUUAGCACAAACUUUUAUAAAAAUUCCAGACCGUGUUGAUUUGUCCACUGAACUUCUGUCUUUUAGAUGUCUUUUUGAGAUUUCAGAAUCUACUUCUCUGGCUUCUAGGCACUUUUCUAAGCUUCUAGGAAUUUCCCAAAGCUUUCAGAUACCUCAUAGAAAAAUCUAAGUUCAUCUUGAAUUCUUCUUUGACCUAUAAGAUCUUUUUUGGAUUCAAGAAAUAUCCGGAAGUCUUCAGAAUCCUAGAAACACUCCAGAUCUUGUAGAUUUCUUCUCUGACUUUUAGGCACUUUCCUGAGCUUUUAAAAAUCUCCCGAAGCCUUCAGAAUCUGCCACAGCUCCCAGGAAAAUCUCAGUUCAUGUUGAAUUCUUCCCUGACUUAUAAGAUCUUAUUUGGACUUCUAGAAAUAUCCGGAAGUCUUCAGAAUUCUUGAAACACUCUUUGUACCUUGUAAAUUUUGUUGCUGGCUAAUAGACACUUUCAUGAGCUUCAAGGAACCUUUCAAAGUCUUCUGAAUUUACCCAAUGCUCCGAGAAAUACUUCUAGAUCUUGUAGAUUGUUUCUCUGACCCAUAUACAAUUUUUUGAGCUUUUCGAAUUCGUCUGAGCUUUCAUAAAAACUUCAGACCGUGUUGAUUUUUCUACUGAACUUCAAUAAGUCUUCUUGAGUCUUCAGAAUCUGCCCAACCUUCUAGAAAAAACUUUAGACCUUGUAGAUUUUUUCUCGGAUUUGUCGAUAAUUUUGUAAGAUCUUAGGAAUCUCUCAUAGCCUUCAGAAUUUGUGCGAUCAUUCAAAAACAGUCUAAUCCGUGUAAAUUUCUUGUCUGACUUGUAGGAGCUUCUAAGAAUCUCACAAAGUCUUCAGAAUGUGCCCAAGUUUCUAGAAAACCUUCAAACUUUGUAGAUUGCUUCUCUGUUUUGAGGUACUUACGAGGUCGUAGGAAUCUCUCAUAGCCUUCAGAAAUUACACGAGCGUCUAGAAAAAUGCCUAAACCUAGAAGAUUUCUUCUGAGACUCAUGGAAACUUCAUUGAGUUUCUGAGAAUAUUCCGAAUCCUUCAGAAUCUUCCCGAGUUUCGAAAAGUACACUAGAUCUUGUGAACUUGUUCUCUGGCUGAUAGGCACUUUGAUGAGCUUCUAGACAUCUUCCAGAGUCUCCAGGAUUUGCACGAACUACCAAGAUCUUCUAGAUUUUUUCUCUGAUUCAUAGCAACUUUUUUUGGACUUCUAGAAAUAUCCGGAAGUCUUCAGAAUCCUAGAAACACUCUUCUAGAAAAAUCCUAAACCUAGUAGAUUUUUUGUCUGAUUCAUCUGAAAUUUUUCAAGCUUCUCUCAAAACCUCCAGAUACCGUCCAAGCUUCUAGAAAAACCUAAGUUCAUGUUGAAUUUUUCUCUGAAUUAUCGGAACUUUUUUGGGCUUCUAGGAAUCUCCAGAAACCUUCAGACGUUGCACGAUCUUUUAGAAUUACCCUAAACCUCGUAGAUUCUCACUCUGGCUGAUAGGAAUUUUCGUGAGCUCUUCAGAAUGUGUCCAAGCUUCUAGAAAUCUCUAUGAAAAACAAGGAAUAUCAACAUGUAAAGGACCAUGAAAACUGUAAUUCCAGAGAAUUAAAAAUCAACAAAAAUUUCUAGAUUUAAGUUUUAAAAAUUUGAUUUUUGAAAAUCAAAAUUUAGGGGGAUUUCGAAUUAGAAAAAAUAUCAACAAAACUAAAAAGCUCUCAGGAAAAAACAACAUUUGAAUAAUUUUCAUUAUUUUUCAGCCACGAGGAAGACCACGCCGAUCGAUUUCCACCCCGGCCGCUCAAGUUCAACCACAACAACCACAACAUCGUGCUGCUGGAAGACCUAGAGCUCAAUCAACGGUCACUGUAAGAUCACCCUCGCCACCUCCGAUUAUGCAACGCACUCGAUCACAAACGAAAGCACAGCGGGAAGCGGAUGCGGCGGAGCGAGAACGUCGCGGACUUCCAAGGAACGUCGUCGGCGCUCGUUAUUGUCCCCCAACUGUUAGUUUAUUUUCAUUCUUUAUGGGUUGUUUCAAUUUGAAAUGUAGUGAGCCUAGAAAAAUUCAAAAGUAUUGAAAACCUUGGGAGCCUUGAAAGUCUGAACAUUUUUCAAAUCUCAUGGAAAACAUUCAUAAGUUUAUAAUUCAUGUAUUUCAGCCGCCGAAAAUUACAAGAAAAUUGGUGGACAAAGUCGCUGGAUUGCUCAAGAAGAACUCAAAACAGUCGAAGAAUACCAAGAAGUCGAAGAAUGUCAAACCGCAACCACCAAAGAAAGCUGCGACAAAAUCAAAAGCGGCGGCGAAAUCAUCGACAAAUUCAAGAAGAGCACCAUCGUCAAGCACGGAUGCGCGUAGUUCGACGGAUGAUUUGACUGAUUCUGAUUCUGGAACCUCGGGAAGAAAUGAUGAAGAUGAGGAAACUGAUCAAGAAUAUUCUCAUGAACCAGCUGCUCGCCAAUCUUCACACAGUCAUCGCCAUUCAAGUUCCUCUUCUCAUCAAUCUCCUUCAAGCCCUUCGACCAAUGAUGACGACGAUGAUGAAAGUUAUCGCCACAACGAUCGUCGCCCAAAAUCAUCAACAAUUCGUGGUGGAAAAGUUGGUGAAAACUCGUUUCGUUCGCGCUCGGCUGCACCAACAACUUCAAGAGUUCCCCCAAAUCCAAAACCACGUGCACAAUCGGUCAGAAGACGUGUAUCAACAACUUCAAAUUUUGAGAGAGUAAGUUUUUUUCUCAAAAUUUGGGACCCAAAAAACUCUUUUUUCCUCAAUUUUCCCCCUGGCCCACAGAAAAAAAAUGAAUUUGCAUUUGAAACAACAAUUUGAUUAUUUCAGCCGCCGAUUGUUUACAACUCAAACCCGCGACAAGAUGAGGUGAAUUGUGAAAUGUCGGAAACGUUCCGACAAUUUGGUGGAUUGAGAGUUGAAUCAACGCAAAGUUCGGUUAGUUUGAUUUUCUCAUUGGUUUUGCAAUUAUUUAAUUCUGCAUUUUCAGAGCCGCCGCCAGCCAUCAAGAAGAGAAGAAGCGACGCAAAGCGCUUCGACUUCUGAUUCAUCGUAUCGACCAAACAAACCAAGCAAAUCCAACACUCGCCGCCGAAAACGCCGCAAUUGA